GAAGUUGGAUCAAACAAUAAGGCAAAGAAAAUCAAAGGGUGUUAGCACAAAGUAUGAUCACACCAACGUUGAGAAACCUACAAAAAGUAGACACGAUCAUCUUACCUACGUAAGAAAGAAGAAGUUUUCUUAGUGAUAAAAAAUACGUAAAAUCGGAGAAAUGGCUAACACAGAGGCAGCGACGGUGACCAACAAGCAGAUCAUAUUCCGAGACUAUGUGAGUGGAUUCCCAAGAGAAUCUGAUCUUAACCUAACCACAACUACCAUCGAUCUAAGGCUUCCGGAGGGAUCCACGUCAGUGCUGGUGAAGAAUCUUUACUUGUCUUGCGAUCCUUACAUGCGCAUUUGCAUGGGAAAGCCCGAUCCCUUGUCUUCUUCCCUUGUUCCACCGUACAAGACUGGCGUGCCAAUCAUUGGGCUUGGAGUGUCUAAAGUGAUAGAUUCAGGGCAUCCAGAUUACAAAAAGGGAGACUUACUUUGGGGACUAGUUGGAUGGGAGGAGUAUAGUGUUAUUACUUUAACUCAUUACUCACAUUUCAAAAUCCAACACACCGAUGUCCCGUUAUCUUACUACACUGGACUUCUUGGUAUGCCUGGUAUGACUGCUUAUGCUGGAUUUUACGAAAUUUGUUCACCUAAAAAAGGAGAGACUGUCUUCGUGUCAGCUGCAUCUGGCGCGGUUGGUCAGCUCGUGGGACAAUUUGCAAAGUUGAUGGGUUGUUAUGUCGUUGGUAGUGCCGGCAGUAAAGAAAAGGUUGAUCUUCUCAAGACAAAGUUUGGGUUUGAUGAUGCUUUCAAUUACAAGGAAGAGAAGGACUUUAGUGCUGCCCUAAGGAGGUAUUUUCCGGAAGGGAUCGACAUAUAUUUUGAGAACGUUGGAGGCAAAAUGUUAGAUGCCGUACUCAUAAACAUGAGGUUGCAUGGUCGUGUCGCAGUAUGUGGAAUGAUCUCACAGUACAAUUUAGAGGAUCCAGAAGGCGUACACAACCUACCGACCAUCCUUUACAAGAGGAUACAACUUCAAGGGUUUGGGGUUUGUGAUUUCUACGACAAAUAUUCAAAGUUUUUGGAUUUUGUGCUUCCUUACAUUAGAGAAGGGAAGAUAAGAUACGUUGAGGACAUAGCGGAAGGAUUCGAGAGUGGGCCUUCAGCUCUGCUAGGACUCUUUGAAGGUAAAAACGUCGGGAAACAACUCUUUGUGGUUGCUCGUGAGUGAGUGAGACGUUUUUUUUUUUUUUUUUUUUUUUUUGAAUUUAAUGUUAAAUUAUAUUCAAAAGAAAAAUAAACGUUUAUACAUAUAGAAUGCUAACUUUUUCAAAAACAAAUUGAAUAGAACUUUUUUAUCGUGUAAACUCUAUUGCCUUGAUUCAAACCAAACUUGGAU
Arabidopsis lyrata subsp. lyrata is the source of this 1384-nucleotide messenger RNA. Its product is annotated as NADPH-dependent oxidoreductase 2-alkenal reductase. The record is from RefSeq and is a predicted model, not a curated record. The transcript has 5 exons. Gene Ontology annotation, biological process: response to oxidative stress. Gene Ontology annotation, molecular function: 2-alkenal reductase [NAD(P)H] activity. NCBI's taxonomy places the organism in Eukaryota, Viridiplantae, Streptophyta, Magnoliopsida, Brassicales, Brassicaceae. Bases 161 to 1216 code for a protein of 351 amino acids.